Messenger RNA from Stereum hirsutum FP-91666 SS1, 858 nucleotides. Its product is annotated as WD40 repeat-like protein. The record is from RefSeq and is a predicted model, not a curated record. NCBI's taxonomy places the organism in Eukaryota, Fungi, Basidiomycota, Agaricomycetes, Russulales, Stereaceae. Gene Ontology annotation, molecular function: protein binding. The transcript is spliced from 2 exons. The annotation marks the transcript as partial.
UCCAUAUCCUGCCUUGCAUUCUCCCACGAUGGGAAGCUACUCGCUUCUGGUUCAUCGGACCGCACAAUCAGAGUGUGGAACGUCGAUACCGGCGAGACCGUUCUUGGUCCACUGAAAGAGCACACGGACUGUGUUCUCUCUGUCGCAUUCUCCCCAGAUGACCAACAUAUUGUCUCUGGCUCUACCGAUUGUACGGUCCGCAUCUGGGAUGCACAGACAGGCGAACAGUUGCUCGAGUUCAAAGAGCAUAAGGACUAUAUCCACUGUUGCGUUGCGUUCUCAUCUGAUAGCAGCAAAGUCGUCUCGAGCGACGUCGAAAAGGCCAUCUUGAUAUGGGAUGUGAAGUCGACGCGUUGCGUUCGCUUGUUCCGUGGACGAACCGAUUGCGUUCUCUGCCUCGCAUUCUCCCACAAUGGGAAGCUCCUCGCUUCUGGUUCAGAGGACCGCACAAUCAGAGUGUGGAACGUCGAGAACGGCGAGACCGUUCUUGGUCCACUGAAAGGCCAUACUGGCUCGAUUGGCUGUGUCGCAUUCUCAUCAGAUGACCGACGUAUUGUCUCUGGCUCUGACGAUUGUACAGUCCGCAUCUGGGAUGCACAGACAAGCGAACAGCUGUUCGAGUUGAAAGGGCAUAUGGGAUGGGUCAUGUCCGUUGCGUUCUCAUCUGAUGGCAGCAAAGUCAUCUCGAGGGACGAAAGAGAUGAGAUCUUGAUAUGGGAUGGAGACUCCGGGCGUCGCGUCUGCUCUUUGGAGAAAACCAAGCAUUUGAGUUUCGACCUUCACUUCUCCCAUGAUGAUAAAUUCAUUGCAGGAGCCAAUGAAGAUGAACUAAGCAUAUGGAAUGUGGAGAGUGGAAAU